Vitis riparia (riverbank grape) is the source of this 976-nucleotide messenger RNA. RefSeq names its product probable ribosome biogenesis protein RLP24. NCBI's taxonomy places the organism in Eukaryota, Viridiplantae, Streptophyta, Magnoliopsida, Vitales, Vitaceae. Gene Ontology annotation, cellular component: nucleolus. The record is from RefSeq and is a predicted model, not a curated record. Gene Ontology annotation, biological process: ribosomal large subunit biogenesis. The coding region runs from base 224 to 730 and encodes 168 amino acids. The transcript is spliced from 6 exons.
UGAAACCCUAGCCAGCACCCUAGAACUUUCUCUCUGUGCGACGAUUCGCAAAGCUCUUCCUUUGUGAAUUAACGAGCGAUUUCUGUCUCCAAACAGCAGAUUGAAUACCUCAAGUGGCUUGCACAGUUGACAAAAUUCUGAUACUGGAAGGUCCCCUUGUUAUAUAGAUUUAAUAGACAACGAAUUAUAAGGAGAUUGGAUAUCUUACUAACCUGGACAUAAAAUGAGAUUAGAGAAGUGCUGGUUCUGUUCCUCCACUGUAUAUCCAGGGCAUGGUAUUCAGUUUGUUCGCAAUGAUGCCAAGAUUUUUCGGUUCUGUAGAUCUAAAUGCCACAAGAACUUCAAGAUGAAGAGGAAUCCUCGUAAAGUAAAAUGGACAAAGGCCUACAGGCGGUUGCAUGGAAAGGAUAUGACACAGGAUUCAACCUUUGAGUUUGAGAGAAAGCGGAAUAGGCCAGAGAGAUAUGACAGGAAUCUUGCAGAGAACACUCUAAAGGCAAUUAAGAAGAUUGACAAAGUUAGAGUAGAUAGGGAGGCCAGACACCAUGCGCUCAGGAUGAAGGGAAAGAAAGCCAAGGAGCAAAGGGAGGCAGCAAAGGAACUGGAGCAGGGCAUCCACAUGGUCAAAGCUCCAGCUGUUCUCGAAAAGGAGCCAUCUCUUACCCUCCCAAAAAUCAAAGUCAAGGUAUCUCGACCUCAGGCAGAGGAGAAUCACCCCAUGGAAGAAUGAUUCCAGUGGUCCCUGUGUUGUUGCUCCAUUUAGCUAUCAUCCACCGUGUUGUUUUAAAUUGGCAGCUUAUUAUAAAGCAUGGUGUGUGGAAGCAGAAGUUUUGCUUGGGACUGGAGAAGAAACCUGUAUCUCAGAACCAUUUUUCAUUACUUAGUUUCAUUUACAAACCAGAGAAAGUUGUUGUGCUGGUGGUGGUUUUUAUUACUCAUGAUAGACGUUUUGAAGGAUCUGCUGCCUUCUCUCUGA